This is a messenger RNA of Diachasma alloeum, 1131 nucleotides long. Its product is annotated as short transient receptor potential channel 3-like. Gene Ontology annotation, cellular component: glycosylphosphatidylinositol-N-acetylglucosaminyltransferase (GPI-GnT) complex; membrane. Gene Ontology annotation, biological process: GPI anchor biosynthetic process; calcium ion transmembrane transport. Gene Ontology annotation, molecular function: calcium channel activity. Lineage: Eukaryota; Metazoa; Arthropoda; Insecta; Hymenoptera; Braconidae. Bases 241 to 777 code for a protein of 178 amino acids. The record is from RefSeq and is a predicted model, not a curated record. The transcript has 3 exons.
CAAUUUUAUUUAUUACAUGUUUCAAUCUUCGAAGACACUCCAGAUGAGAAUUCAACUCUUUCACUAGAUCAAUAAUUAGUAAACAGGGGAAUUUUGACGAGGAAAUUUUUUCCGGGAAAUUGCUUCGGGGAAAAAAAUCCAGUCACCUUACAAACGACCUUCGCACCAAAAUGGCGUCUUAGGGUUGACCAAAAUGGCGACUUCUCAAUAUUUUUGCCGCUUUCAUCUCCUGAAGAAUUGAUGGAUUCGUUCUCUUUAUCGCCGCAGGUAUCAUUUUCCCUCUACAUGCUUGUCAGCGUAAUCGUCCUCAUCAAUCUCCUCAUCGCCAUGAUGAGCGAUACCUAUCAGAGCAUCCAAUCCCAAAGCGACAUAGAGUGGAAGUACGGCUUAAGCAAACUCAUCCGCAAAAUGCAAAAAACACGAACUGCACCAUCACCGCUGAAUUUGAUCACAACGUGGGUAACGUAUCUGGUGAAAGUCUGUCAGAAGCGAAAGGGCAGGAGGAAGCGAAUGAGUGUGAUGCACGGCUUCGCCGGGAGCACGCCCUCGAGAAAUCGUUUGUCACGUGACAAAUUACUCUCGAUAGAAGGCCACAAGUCGACCGUCGGAUUUUCCCGGCUGCAGAGUCCGGUGGGAAGUCAACUGUCCUUCAAGCACAUGCCUAGCAUCGAUUCGGUCGUAGAUUGGGACCUUGUGCGGAAGAAGUACAGAAUGCGCUUUGGCGACUUGGUGGAGAAACCCUCGGGCAUCGAUACGGGCGCGGGAGAGCUUAUGUGAAAUAGUGGAGGACUUGACGCUUUUUAUACGGACGAUGAUAUUUUUUGUUACUUUGGUCGCUGGUGAUAUUUUGUGUGAUGCUUUUGUACAAUGGUAGAUACAUUAAACUCCACUUUUCAUGCAAAUUCAUCGGCUAGUGGUGCAAUAACACUUUCUUUUAGGUUCUGCCGUUGAGGGUGCGAAUCGCGUUUGUUUGAAGAAUUGAAAACAAAUAUUUUUUCUCUCCCUUCACUGGCGGCGAAAAUGUGAUAAUCCGUCCAAAAUUUCGAACGAGCUACAGGGGCUUGAUAUAUUUCUCUUAUUCAUCCCAGUAUUCUACUGUAUUUGACCACCAUCACAAAUUAUUCCAAAUUA